This is a messenger RNA of Arvicola amphibius (Eurasian water vole), 1302 nucleotides long. RefSeq names its product fucosyltransferase 4 (gene Fut4). The transcript has a single exon. The record is from RefSeq and is a predicted model, not a curated record. Lineage: Eukaryota; Metazoa; Chordata; Mammalia; Rodentia; Cricetidae. Bases 1 to 1302 code for a protein of 433 amino acids. Gene Ontology annotation, cellular component: membrane. Gene Ontology annotation, molecular function: alpha-(1->3)-fucosyltransferase activity.
AUGGCCCGGGCCGGUCGCGAGCUGCAGUAUGAGAGCCGGUGCCGCCCCUCGCGGUCGGUGGACGCGUGGCGAACCGAGGCGGCGGCUCCUGGGCUCUGCAUGGGGACACCAGGGGCCCGGCGACGCGCACGGCGCGGAGGCUGGGGAUUACCCCUGAGCUCCUCUGCGCUGGCGGCAACAGGGCUGCUGUGCACCGCGUUGACCGCCUGCAUCUGCUGGGGACAGCUGCCACAGCUGCCCUGGGCGUCCCCAGCCCCGCCGCGCCCAGUUAGCGUGCUGCUCUGGUGGGAACCUUUUGCGGGGCGCGGCGGUUACUCCAGGCCUCCCCCUGAUUGCAGCCUGCGCUUCAACAUCAGCGGCUGCCGCUUGCUCACCGACCGCGCGGCCUACGGGGAAGCUCAAGCAGUGCUGUUCCACCACAGGGAUCUGGUGAAGGGACUCCCCGACUGGCCCCCUCCCUGGGGCGCCCAAGUGCGCACGGACCAGACUCUGGAGCUAGGCGUAUUCGACGACCAUGAGGGAGCGGCGAUGCUAGCAGGCGAAGCCAUGGAGACUGCAGGCUCUAGACCUCCAGGUCAGCGCUGGGUGUGGAUGAACUUCGAAUCACCCUCCCAUUCCCCUGGGCUGCGAGGCUUGGCUAAGAACCUUUUCAAUUGGACUUUGUCCUACCGGGCCGAUUCGGAUGUCUUCGUGCCCUACGGCUUCCUCUACCCCAGAAGUCACCCAACUGACCAGCCACCAGGCCUGGCCCCCCCGCUGGCCCGCAAGCGGGGCCUGGUGGCCUGGGUUGUGAGCCACUGGGAUGAACGCCAUGCACGGGUCCGUUAUUACCAUCAGCUGAGCCGGCAUGUGCCUGUGGACGUGUUUGGUCGGGCGGGACCCGGACAGCCAGUGCCAGCUAGCGGACUGCUGCACACUGUGGCCCGCUACAAGUUUUACCUGGCCUUUGAGAACUCGCAGCACGUGGAUUACAUCACUGAGAAGCUGUGGCGGAAUGCCUUCCUGGCCGGGGCCGUGCCAGUGGUGCUAGGUCCUGACCGUGCCAACUAUGAGCGCUUUGUGCCUCGUGGUGCCUUCAUCCACGUGGAUGAUUUCCCUAAUGCUGCCUCCCUGGCAGCCUACCUGCUCUUUCUUGACCGAAACGUGGCUGUCUAUCGCCGCUACUUCCACUGGCGCCGGAGCUAUGCUGUGCACAUUACCUCCUUCUGGGAUGAGCCCUGGUGCCGGACAUGCCAAGCUGUGCAGACCUCUGGGGACCAGCCCAAGAGUAUCCGCAACUUGGCAGGCUGGUUUGAGCGGUGA